Messenger RNA from Pseudopipra pipra, 13680 nucleotides. It is a transcript of the gene UBE2F, whose product is annotated as ubiquitin conjugating enzyme E2 F (putative). The transcript is spliced from 10 exons. Lineage: Eukaryota; Metazoa; Chordata; Aves; Passeriformes; Pipridae. The record is from RefSeq and is a predicted model, not a curated record. The coding region runs from base 170 to 793 and encodes 207 amino acids.
GGGGGAGGGAGGGAGGAGGAGGAGGGGAGGGAGAAGAAGGAGAGAAGGAGGAGGAGGAAGAGGAAGAAAGAGUCCGAAGGAGCUGCCGCUCCUGCCCGGGCCGGCGCCGGGGAUGGUGUUGGCCGCGGCAGCCGGGCCCUGACGCCGCGCUCAGGUGGAAGCAGCAGGAAUGCUCACACUGGCAAGCAAGCUGAAGCGGGAUGAUGGUGUCAGAGGACCCCGUGCGUCCAACCCGGCGUCGGACUCUACUCGGAGGGUGUCUGUGCGGGAUAAAUUACUUGUUAAAGAGGUUGCAGAGCUUGAAGCUAAUUUACCUUGUACAUGUAAAGUGAAUUUUCCUGACCCAAACAAGCUUCAUUACUUUCAGCUAACUGUAACCCCAGAUGAGGGCUAUUAUCAAGGUGGAAAGUUUCAGUUUGAGACUGAAGUUCCUGAUGCCUACAAUAUGGUGCCUCCAAAGGUAAAGUGUUUGACAAGGAUCUGGCAUCCCAACAUUACAGAGACGGGAGAAAUCUGCCUAAGUUUAUUGAGAGAACAUUCAAUCGAUGGCACUGGCUGGGCUCCAACUAGAACAUUAAAGGAUGUUGUCUGGGGAUUAAACUCCUUAUUUACUGAUCUUUUGAAUUUUGACGAUCCCCUGAAUAUUGAGGCUGCAGAGCAUCAUCUUCGUGACAAGGCUCUUAUUUGCUUCAUCAGGAAUGACAAUGAACAUUUCACCACUGCAAAUUUGGGGGUUUUCUCCAUUGGCUGCACUCAAGCCAAGCUUUUCACCUUGUAUUGUUUUUCCUUAUAAUGAUUUCAGUCAUUGUAAGUAGUUUCAUUUUGGUAUCUUUAAUCAUAAACUGAAAAAUGGGUUUAAAGAAAAAUAGGUUCUUUUUUUUUUUUUAAUUCUAAUAUCAUUAAGUGGUUAAUGUUGGUUUACAAUAGAAUUUGUAGAUAUGUUUGACACUUAUGUUUGUGUGAAUAGAAUGGCAUCUGGUGUCUACAAAUCUAGUUUGACCAGGCAACAUUGCAAUUUUGAGCAUAGUUUCUUGUGGAGGGGACUUAGUUAUCCAAAUUGCUGGAGCCUUGAAGCAGAUGAGGACAUUAUCACCUCUCUCUGCUCAGGUGGCAAUGGCCAGAGAUUUUUGGGUAUUCUCAAUUCACUCUAAAUCAAUUUGAGUCAAUUAACUGUAAAUUAAGUUUGAAAUCUAAUGCCUAGCUCUUAUUUAGGGCAUUUCAUCAGUGGAAACAAGCAUGCUGAUGGAGAGCUCAUUGUGGUUUUGGGUACUCUGCUGUUGAGAAUUGUAGUGAUGUAGAGAAGAAAAUGAUUCUCUCUGGGUAGGACAAUAGAGCAGUGGGGGGCUGGGCAUUCAUUUGGAUCCUCUUAGUCCUGCAUUAAUACCCUGACAUUUAAAUAACAUUCUGUUCCUUAUCCUUUCCUUAAUUUUGACGUGAAUGUCUCAGUCUUUCUGUAAUGUUCCUACACAGAUAGCCUUUCUCACCUGUUUUAUCUCUGCUCUGACAAGUUCAGUUUUGAAGGAGUAAAGACAGACUGCUUUUCUCUGCUGUGCUACCCUUUGUACUUGUAGGUGCCAAAGGUUCCCAUUACACAGAUAAGCUAAAAUGCACAAGGGAAGAAGCAGCCAAUUUUUUAAUUUAAGUUUGACAUUCUGCUUUUUUUUAUUUGCCUGCAAAAUAAAUUCUUUUUCUGAUUUUCAGGACUGAGCUUGGCCUGUGGCUUAAAUCAGCAUUGGACUGCACUGACUGCAGUCACAGCUGAGACUUAUCCUGGCUCUUUUCUCUCUUAUGUCUUACAAACUCCAACCCUGCAGGCAACCCAUGGUUGUGAUAAACAGAGUGAAGAACAUUUGGCGAGGAAAUCAGUGCAAGACUUAAGUCUGAGUCCCUGGCAGUAAGUCCUGUGGCUGAAGGAGUCAGAUACCCUCCCUGGAGGAGCCUCUGGCACUGCCUCACGCUGACAAAAAGAGGCUCUGCCAGGGUGUUUGAAACCAUUUCCCCUGUGCUGCUGAGGGGAGAGUUGCUCUGAGUGGCUUGGCAGUGGCUUAUGAUGAGUGGCCGCUCAUCCAUGAUGUAUUGACUCUAUUCUACAGGCAGUCUCAGCUAUAAUUCCUUGGCUGAAAGGAAAUUUUUUUCUUGUGUGUGAUUAAAUGCCCAUCUUUUUAAAAAUAAAAACAAAGAUUGCCAUCAGGAGGGUAAUUUCCUGAACAAGGCAGUACACUACAGAUAGCUACUAAAAUAGGUGAAAAGGGAAAGGAAGCUUUUGCCUUAUCCUUAAAAGCAAUCAAUUUAAUGUGAAUAAGGUAAGUUGCUGUAAGUGGGGAGAGAUUCAGAACUGCGAGGCGCGUCAGGUUUAAAGUAAUUUUUCGAUUAAGGUUUCCUAGACCAUAAAACUGUAAUUGGGUAGAGGAAAGAGGGGAAUCCAUUCGUAUAUUUUAAACUGAACAAUCUGGUGUUUUACAUAUUGGAAUAUGAGAUAAUAGUAAUUAGGUGUAGAACAAAAGAGUUUCUGUGGAGCUGAGCGUAAAGGAAUUACUGAGUUGACAAGCCUGACGCUUUCCUCCUCCAUUCCCCAAGAUUAAAAAUUAUACUUUUUAACAAAAUGUUCCUGUGUUUGGUGUGUCACCGUGGUAUGGAUAGAUGUGUCAACCUCAGUGCCACUCUUGCUUUUGAAGGAUUUCUGUUUUCUAUCCUUUCACUUCUCUGAUAAAAGUUGAAUAUCAUUUUCGAGUCUGUCAGUUUGAUAUUCUAAUAACAGCAGCAGAAUAAUUUGAAGAAAUAUAAAAUGAUGGAUGAUGAUAAAACUGAGUAAAGAGACUCUGGAAAAUUUUACAAGACAGCUCUCAGUCUGCAUGAAAAUAAUCUUGUGUUUUUAAGGUAACUGCAAGUUAAAGGUCUUGAUGGAAACAUUUCUGUGUUCUUUCUUGCUUAUGCUCAGUGUAACACUCCAUUUGUGUCUCAUCAGGCCUGAGUGGAGUGCAAGGAUCACCUCCCUUGACCUGCUGCCACUGCUCAGUGUGGCCCAGGAUGGUAGUGGUUGUCUUUGGUGGUUCAUGGUCAGCUUGGUGACCAUCAGAACCUCAAGGUCCUUCUCUGCAGAGCUGCCUGUCAGUCCCCAGCGUGUGCUGGUGGGUGGCGUUGUUCAUGGGCAAGACUUCGCAUUUCCUUUGUUGAACCUCCUGAAGUUCUGCUCUCUCUGGUUCUCUGGCCUGUUGAGGUCCUUCUGGAUGGUGUAUCAGCCACACCUCCCACUUUUAUGUCAUCAGCAAGCUCUGUCCCUUCAUCCAGGUCAUUAAUGAAGAUAUUGAACAGUGCUGGCCCCUUGAGUGCUCUGCUGGGACUCUGUGCUGCUGAGCAGUUGAGCAGGUUCAGUCCCCCUGCUGCCCAUUUAUCUGACCUGUCCUGAAUCAGCUUGUCUUAGAGCUUCCCUCAAGUGAACCUUUAGCAAUUGCUUUGCUUCUUAGUCUUUCUUUGGUAAAGGAAUAAGGCUUCUGCAGUAAUACCAUCCAUCUAUCCCCUCAUCCCAACCUCCCCUCAAUCCCUGUAGCUUUUAAACACACACACCGAUUUCCAUCAGACUUGACAGAGCAGCAGAGUCUUUACACGCAGUUGCUGUAGCUGCCACAAAAACUGUCAGCAGCAGCAGCAAAGAGAGUGAGCCUCCAGGAAAGCCUCCCAUGCCAGCUCUGCCAGGCCCCGCUCCGGGUGGGCUCCGCAGGCAUGUCCAGCUUGGAGCAGACCCUGAGCUUUGCCCUUCAUCAGCUGGUGCCAAGGAGACCUGGGUGAAACCCAAGGGGGCUGGAGGAGGCAGAGGGAACUACAGUUCUUGCUGGGAGGGAGGAGGUGAUGAAAGGUAUCAAAAGGUGGAGGGGGCAAGGAAGGCAGUAAUGAUAUUUGCAAGUCUGGAAGUGGCCAGAUUUUGCUGUCUUUGCUUGCUAAAUGUGUGUCUUGUAAAGGCCUUUCUGAUUAUGCUUGACAUUCCCAAGCAGGAGGGCUUGCAAACAGACUCUUGCACACUAAGAACUUUAUUCCGGUAAAGAGAACUACCCACAAGCCACUCAAACACCACAGGGAGUUCCAUUGCUUCCUACUGAUCAUGAGAUCUGCAUACUUUUACUUGCAGUUGUCUUUUUUCCUCUUCCAUAUUUAGCCACAUUGGAAGUACUUAGGGAGCACACUGCUGAAUACAUGAAUUUUUAGGGGAUUUUGUACAACUCUGAUUUUUUCAUUUUCAGUGCUGCUGGCUCUUACUCCCGACAGUGGAAGGAUACGUGCUGUUAAAAUUGCUAAAGAAGUAAUUGAGGUCAAGGCUUUGAAGCUACUGCUUCAUCAUCAUCUUGCAUUAUUAAUUCUCAAGGUUUACAGAAAGAGUGGCAUUGUAAAACCCAUUAUAAAAUUGUAUACAGUGUCAUGCUGGCUGCUCUGCUUGCGUGCAUUCUGCUCUCCUUUUUGUAACAUCUCACUGGAUUACCUCUUACCAUUUUUAGUUGUUUUCAUCUGUAAAGUGGAUUUCUCCUUCUCUACUUUCACCUCUUCCACGUGAUCUUGGAAUUACUCUGAUGUGAAGUUUGUGAGGUCGCAGUCUUUCUUGGCAAGAAAUUACAGUGAAAAAGAAAGUUCCCAAGAGUUUACUGUGGGAUCCAGGGCUGUGUCAGAGGAAUGGUUUGAGGUGAUAUAGCUAUUUCUAUACCCUUAGAAACAGUAAAAAGAUAAUAUUUUUAAAACAGUGUAAGAAAUGUUUUGCCAAAUGUGGUGAUUUCUACAGUACUUCAGGAAUCCCUUGGUCUUUGCUGGGUUUCCUGAUGCUGCAUCUGCAGUUGAGAUAUGUCAGGAGAUGUCAGGACAGCUCUCCAGACAGUGCUUUCCCUUGCAUCUUUCCCAUGAAUCUUUGUAAAAUCAGUGCAUUGUAAAAAUGCAUGUGUUGCUUAAAUUAGCAUAGUCUCAUCCUUGCUGUGCUGUUUACUUACUCCUGUUUGAGCUUCAUUUGGACUUGGACCCAUUUCUGUCCAUUGUCUAAUAUGGGGUUUUCCACUUAACCUCAUCCCCUUGUUUAAAUUGAUAGCCCUGCACCAGGCCUUGACAUCUUGAAAUCUCUCUUCCCAGUAGGAAAUAGCUGCUUCCAGACAUUUUCAACAACACUGCUUUUUAUUUCUAAUGGUACAAAACUGUGAUGUGACGAAAGUGUUCUUAACCUUCUUAAGGUAAAAUAACACACUUAUUCCUGGCUACUGAAUCAAAUAUCUAUUUCCUGAUUUAUUUUAUAGGGGUUACAAAAUUAGGAUUGUUCUAAUUAAAUGCACCCACAAGGUAUAUCUGAGGAACUGAAGUAUAUCUUCAUGUUAGGUCAGGCAAGCCUGGCAACUCUGGUGUAAGGAAGCUUUUCCCCCCCCACAUUUGUAAUGAAUCCCAAAGUACUGGUAACUGAACUUGCAGCCUGGCUUUCCUGCCACUCAGACAUUGACUGCUCCACACACCAACAGGGUUUUAAGCAGAAGGAGCUUCUCAAGGGAAGAACUUGAUCUUAGAGGCAAACCUCAGCUUUCCAAGCUUUUACCACACUGGAAAAGAAUUUAGCCCGAAAAGGCUUUCAGAAGGCUUGAUGUGGGUUUUUUGGAAGCUAUUUAAUAUUUGUUGUGGGGUUUUUAUUACUCUCUGAUUGCAGCUUAAUGUCUUAUUAAGAACAACAGUUCCAUCCCAGUCCAAAAACAUCUUUUCAUAACAAUUCUCCCUGUGAGUCAUUACAUUUAUUUAUCUCCGUAUUUAUCGCAGUAAAUCCUUCACUUCCUCUGCACCCCCAACCACCCUGUCUGGUGUUUGUUGUUCUCUCUGAAACUGAGGCAGCCACAGUAGAAUACAUAUUUGUUUUUCUGCAAUAUUCCUGCAUUUACAGAACUGCACUGGGGUUUUUCUUGGAUUGCCUCCUCAUUUUAUGUUCCAUGUCCUUGUUACAGCCUUUGAGGCCUCUUCCCAGUGAGCAAAAAGUACAUUAAGCAGCGUGUGCAAAUGAGCAACAGCACAGCUGCUAAUUGUACUAACAGAUGUAAAUACGAAAAACAUUAUUUUUCUAAUGCUACAAGUAUUCAUAGAAACCAUUACCCAUCUUCCAUAACACUUUGAUUGUGGAUGGAGCCUCUCUCAGGUUCAGCAAAGUUGAUUAAGCUUUUGCAGAUGCUUUGAUUUGCUGAGGUAAUGGUAGAAAUGUGGGAGAAAUGCAGAUGUUUUAAAGCUUUUGUUUUAGGUGCUUUAGGCAACUAAGUGGCUUAAAAGGAAAGCUUUUGCUUUGCAUCCUUUAGAAACAUUCAUGACUCUUGAACAGGAACAUAUGGGAGAGUUGCUGAAUGCCAACAAGGAGUCUGAACUCUUGGAGCUGAGUUCCCCCUGUGCCUCACCUGCCUGGUCAGGUUUGUUUGAACAUCAUUUGCCUUGAGUAGAGUAUGACUUGCAAAAACCCUCUGGCCAGACCCAGGCAACUCCUAUUUCCUCUGUGCUUGUAAUUUAUCCAUUAAGAUCUCAGAUCCCAAGGACAUAACGUCUCUUGGGAAUGAGUGGCGUCCUCCUGUGUGGAAGUGCAUUUGCCGCUCAGAGAAGGUUAACGUCAGUGUAAUUGGGAUAAUUCAGGUAAUUUUCUUGAAGGGCUUUUCUAUAACUCUUUCCAACUGACAAAGGGGCCAGUGUGCCUGGCACCAGCCUUGGGAGCCUUGGAGGAGACCAGCUCCUGACGUUGGGCACUGAGUGACCAAGCAGUCUCUGUGCCCCCUGGCUUAACUCCAGGGAGGUUUUCUUUGUUUUCAGCAACAUGGGCAAAAUCAGAAAUGGUAACAAGGAGUCAGUCAGUCCUGGCAAAUCCUGAGCCAUUUGGCACCGCGGCCGUAGGACCAGACUACUCACAAAGUCUCUACCAUCUGCUUCCAGCCAAGCUGCUCCAAAAGCCAAAGGGUGGAUUUGGCAGGACUCAAGACCUACGUCAGAUUUGAUCCAGGGAACAAUUUUUCUUUGGGAAGCUGCAUUGCCUUCCUCAUCUGGCUCCAUUCCCUCGCCUUAGCACAAACAGGAUUUAGAUGUCGUUAUCCCUGGCUACCACAGCAGCAUUCACACUCUACCUCCCUUUCCUCUUCCAGUAACUUCAGAGAGUGCUUUUCUUCCUUUAUCUUUGCUCCACCGGGAGACAACUGGAAAUUUGUGGAGGCAUGAUGGAAGUGGUUCCUAUAGGAGAUGUGAAAUCUCAAACAGCCUUGCUGCUCCAUGUUGAGCAUGUUAAUGCUUUGCUCUGUCCUUGCAGCACAUCUUCAGCUACCCUGUGUCCUGGCAGGCAGGUCACUGCUCUCCACAUCAAUUCUGUAACCUACCUCUGCGUAAAGGUGUUUUUCAGAAAAAAGGUCCAAAACUUAGUGUUUCUCUUCUUCCCCACAAUGCUGCUCUUUUCCAAAUUGCUGCCGUGGUGUGAUUUGUAUUUGCUUGUUGGUUUUUUACCCCUUGGAGUAAAAAGUCACCAUUUUUUCCUUUUAGAACUUAGCUGCUAAGAAAUCUACUGAAGCAUUUUCUCACCAUUUUGCAAAACGAUAAUUGCUUGAUGUCUAGAAACAAUUAUAAAAUCUGAAGUAGAGAUCACAGGCCAUGAAAAUUGAUGUAGCUUUGAUUGCACCUGCUAAGCACAGGAGCUUGUGGGAGAGACCUCUGUAUAAGUUUUUCACCCCCCACUCUUCUCUUUCUUCAUAGAACUAAAAUUUAAUUACAGAGCUUGGAAAAGUCUUCAGAUCUUGUAGAGACUGAGCUAAAUAAAACAAUGACAGGGAAAUGAGAGCAAGGCAGGAAUAUGAAUUGAAAAAAACACCUCACACUUGAGAUUUUUGUAUUACUCAAAAGUUUUAUUCAGCUCCUUUUUAAAUGGGAGGGGACGUGUGGGAGCUGAGGGGUGUGAAUACUGAUUUCCCGCAAAGUGGAAAAGAAAGAAAAGGUGGAUUUAAAUAUAAUUUAUAGGGCUAAUGGGUAAAUCUAGCUGGUUAUUAUAUCUUCCUCCUUAAGCUUUGACUGAGCUGAAUAAUGUUGUUUUAGUGGUGCUCAGAAGACCUCUUUCCUAAAAACUUUGAGGAAAACUACAAGGUCCUGGCAGAAGUUGUUUGGAAUUUAACCUUGGUGAGAAAUGUUGGAUUCCAAUGGUGUUCUGUUAAAGUAGUGCUUUUUUAAUUAUUAUUGUUUUCUUUAACACAAAAGAGGGAAGGGCAGCAGCAAUUGAUUAUUUUUAUGAUCUUUUUCUGUUUCCAUUUGAGUUUUACAGGAUUGUAGGUUUAAAGGAUGUGAAGGUGGAUGAGAGAGUUUGUCACAGUGUCUGGGUGGUUGUAGCCACAGCUGAGGGACAUGUGGUAUGGAGGGACUGGCCAGUGUGGGCUUCAGCCUUCAGAGAGACAGAGAGGGGCAGAGUCUCUGCUCUCUAAUAAACUGAGGUCAAUACUGUUAGUAGGAAGAAGAAAAAUUUUGCCAAAUACUGCAGUGUGUGAAGUGCCAGUAGUGGGUAUAUUAAGGAUAGUAAUGAGCUUAAUCUGCUUUAGUUUGGUGUAGAGUUUUUUUAUUUCGUUUGUUUGUGGGAUUUUUCUUCAGUUUCAUUUUGUUUUAUUUUUAUUAUUAUUACUACUAUUUUUGGGUAAUUAUUACAUAUACAUUCGUUUUAAAUAAAUAAAAAAGAUUCCCAAGAGAAAGUUUCCAUUACAGCUUUUCCAGACUUCUCUGGUAGCUGUCACAGAAGUAUUGUGUUUGUUUUGGAUUACUGAGCAGAUCUUCUUUGGAUUAGAAAUAAAAGCUUAAAUAAAACACUAGCAGUUAAUCAGUAUAACUUAGUGCAAUAUAAACAGUUGAAAAGAUAAAGGCUGCCAAAUCAGGUCAAAACCCAGUUUUUGAAACAGCAACUCAUUCUUGAGUGUGUGCUUCCAUGUGCUUUUAGAAAUGGCAGGAUGUAAUUCUCUUCUGGGAUUUGGGGCUCUACAGAUCCUCUCCCAAGUGCUCUUCAGUAGAAUCACAGAAUGAUUUGGGUUGGGAUGGACCUUAAAGUUCAUCUCCUUUCAACCCCCUGCCAUGGGCAGGGACACCUUCCACUAGACCAGGUUGCUCCAAGCCCUGUCCAACCUGGCCUUGGACACUUCCAGAGAUGGGGCAGCCACAGCUGCUCUGGACAGCCUGUGCCAGGGCCUCCCCACCCUCACAGCCAAGAAUUUCUUCCUAAUACCUCAUCUAACCCUGCUGUCUGUCAGUUUAAAACCAUUGCUCCUUGUCCUGUUUAUUAUAUAUAUUUAGUAUUUGCUUAAAGGUUAUUUACUAAAUCUCUUUGUUGAAAUACAAAGGGCAAUUUCUGUGGGAUAAGUUUUAGCUUUACAGUCUCUACUGUAGCCAGUUCUCAGCUCAGAAAUAUGCCAUGAUUUAUAUUUCAUAUUCUUCCCCCACCGAUUUUUGAGUUUCCCUUUGAUUGAUUGUCCCCAUCUGAUUUUCAUCAACUGAAGCAAGGAUUUGGCCAGCAUUACUCAUGUAGCAAAUACUUCCCACAGGGUAUUGAUGUACUGCUCUGUUCUCCCUCUCACCUCUCACAGCUCAGGGUGCUGCAGAGCUACUUUGGGUCUGGUCCAAACCAGACCUGUUUGGAACAGGUCCUGUUCUGUUUCUGUGCUGUCCUGGGGUGGCCAUCAUUCUGAGGGGUUUGUUUCCCGUCCUGCCCACGAGGCCAGUGUCUAAUUUCUGUCCCCAAAUCCCAGGGCUGUGUUGCACAGAGGAGGUCUGGCUCAGGCACAGACCUCUCCACCCCUAAGGCAGUGUGGCAGGUAUUGCUCCCAGACAGAAACCCAAGCCUCAUUCCUCCUUGGCACAUCUCCAGAGAACCCAAGGGCAGCUUUAUCUGCCCUAACAGUACAGUGAGAUUGAUGAAGGGCAAAUGCUGGUAGUUUAAAAUUAGAUUUCCCCUUUGAAAAGCUCCUCCAUGUGGUGUUUCCAGGACUCACUGAUGGUCUGUGUCAGAGUUUAAUGACUGGCUGAGUCGUUUCUGGUGAAGUUUCAUGUGUUACACCAUCAGUGCUUCUGUUCUACAGGGACAGUCAGCCCUCUCCCCUUCAUCAGUAUUUGGCCUGAUGGCUCUGAUGGCAUGGGAAACUACUUGGUGUAGAGGCAGGCAGCUGUGCCUCCAGCCAGGCUAGCAGUGGGAUGUGAUCCAGGUCCAGAGGGAUGGGGCAGGAGCCCCACUGGGCACAGCCGUGGUCAGUGAGGGUCAAGGGUCAUGUCAGUGACUGUUUCUGCUGAGGGUCUGGCAGGAGCAGAAAUGGCCACUGACAAGAGCUGCUUUGAUGGGGGGGAGUUCCAGCAGCAAACCUCCUGACUCUUCUCCCUCUCACCAUCAGACCACAGGACUUUAUGCUUUUCUCAUCUGUCUUGGCAUCAAAGGAUGCUUGGGCUCCAGGGCACUAAUGCAGAGCCAGGCUUGGGUACAGUUCCUUAGAGUCUCCCACAGGACACAAGCUCCAUUCAAGGGGUAGGCUUUGUUUUUUUAAUAAGAGCAGAUAUUUUGUGCAACCUGCCUUCUAGCCUGUCUUUCUAGUCCUACACUUAGGAUCUGUCCUUGAAGGGAUGAGUCCUUUUUCUUUCCCUGAGCAUUCCUAGCAGGAUUUUGUAUGCACCUCUUUAUAAUGCAAGAUAUGUGCUGCUUUGAUUAAUUUUUUUUGCAUUUGAUUAUUCAGUGCUGCACAUAAACAGAUGUGCACAGAGAGAAGUGCUCCCUAUUAAUCAGGAGCUGCUGAGCCAUAUGGCACGUGAAGAUGGAGUGUCAGCUCUGGGAUGAGCACCUUCUGUUCAGCAGCCAGGUUCACAUCCAGGGAUUACUGUGUUAAUAUAUUCCUGCCAACAGUAGGUCCUUCAUCCCAGGCUGCCUGAGUGACAGCGUGGAUUUCUGGAGCCUUCCUCCUUUACUGAGGUCUUGUGUUAAAUCACUGCUGAGAGCCCCUCUUCAUGUUUACUAACCUCGUAAAGGUACAGAUGAAAAGGCAGAGGGUGCUGAGCUGUCUGCACUGCUCUCAGAUACUGCACACAGAGGAAGGUGCAGUUGGCCCUGUUGCAUGUCCAGGGGUAUUUCUUAUUCUUGUUCCCAAUUUCUUUUAGUGACCCAUCUCUUGGAGAGACACAGGAGUAGGAAAUAACGUACAGUAAGCCCUCAGUUAACUAAUUAAGUUUCCGCAACACUGGGAAUUGUAACUGCAAGUAUUAGAGACCCUGGAUGGUUGUAAAAUGAGGAAAAAACUACUAGGAAGUGUCACUGUUUGGGUUAUUGUAAAAAAUCAACGUUAUUGCCAAGGUGGAUCUUACUGCCUUUAUGGCUGGCACCCUGAUAUUUAGCUCUGUACCCUAGUAAUGAAUAGAUUCACAGAAUGGUUUGGAUUGGAAAGGACCUUAAAGCUCAUCCAGUCCCACCCCCUGCCAUGGGCAGAGACACCUUCCACUAGCCCAGGUUGCUCCAAGCCCAGUCCAACCUGGCCAUGGACACUUCCAGGGAUGGGACAGGCACAGCUUCUCUGGGCAACCUGUGCCAGGGCAAGAAUUUCUUCCUAAUAUCCAACCUAAAUCUACCCUCUUCCAGCUUAAAGCCAGUAAGCCAUUGAGGAGUCCAAAAGGUUUCAUCUGUCAGGUGCAAUGUUGUGACCAACAUGCUCCAAUGUUGUGAGUGCCCCAGACCAGGCUGACAGCAGGCACAAAUAACCAGUAAAUGAGUGUUCCUGCACUGUUUGCCAUGAUGAGUUAGUUUGUAUCUAGGUAGUCCACAAUGUACCAGAGCUGAAAACAAAUUCAAAAGGUCAAUUUUCUUUUUGUUUGGGUGGUAUUUUAACAGACUCGAGGUACGUAGAGGUGGUUCUUGCCUGGGGCAGCCAGAGAUCUGUGACACUUUAAUGUGAUACUCAGCUAUCAUAACUUUCAUCUAUAGCUUGAAAUUGCCUGGUAUUAGAAAUUUCAUUUAAAAUGAAGAUGGUAUUAGCUCUGUAGUGUUAGGUUUUUAACGCACUUCACAGUUGUACAAGCGUGGAAAUAUGUGUGCUUGCAGCAGAGUUUAAAAGUCACUACACAGAAUAUUGCCUUUCAUAGGUGCCAUAUUGUGCCAAAAUAGGUGCUCCUUUCUCCUAAGAAGAGCAGGCAGCCUGUCCCUAAGGAGGAAAGGGAUUUCUGCAGCCCUGGCUUCUAUCAGCAGUCAGUGCUUGCGGGGCUGCUCACCACACCUAGAGCUCCUGGUGCCAAGGUGUCAGGCAUCUCCAGGUGAUUUCUUCUCACUUCUGCUCUCUGCAUUUAUUUCUGCUGAAGCUCAGAUCCAUAACUCUCCUGAGAAGAGCCUUUAGCAGAGGGUGUUUUUCCCCUAAAGUGCAUUUAUAUUUUUGAUACAAUAUUUUUGGCCUUGAACUGCAUUUUAAACUUCUUUGAGAUUCAGAGCACUUUGCAUAUAGUUCAUGGGAAUCUCUGCGAUGCACUUUAUCAGCUGGCAAUCGAAAUUGUGAACAGCUUUUCUGGUGGAUCAUAGUUCUUUGAUCCUGUGAUUUGGGACUUUACCCAUAGGAUAAACUAUCUUUUCACUGGUAGAAAAACUCAGUGGCAGAAAACCAAACUGCGAUAAAGGGAGCUGACAUGUAGGUGUUUGAAGCGUGGUGUUGGAGCCAAGGAAGUAUAGAUGCAUUCCAAGGCUUACUAAGGCAAAAAGGCCAUAUUACUGCUUUGUCCUGGUGUUAUGUGCAGUUCUUUGCUGAGUGAUCUGUACCAGAACAGUUUGUGUUCAAAGAGUGUCGUUUUACAUGUCAGCAAACCUGGAGCUGAGAAGUGACACUGAAGCAGGAUCAUGCCUUGUGAUUCCACAGGUUGUGGCAAUGGGACUUUGUGCCCUUUUUAGUAAAAGCAGAGCCUUGGCUCUGCUCACCAGGCAGCUCCAGCACACCAGGACAGUUUUCAAAACCUCUUAAUCUGUUGCAUACAUUGGUUUUUUAGGGUUUUUUUUAAACAGAUGUGAGUAUAUAAAUUUCCCAGGUUUUCCUGCUUUAUAUUCUAGCAGCACACAAAAUGGGGAGCUGAAAAUCAAGCAAAAUGCACUUUGCUAUGAAAGCCCCACUUGACUCUGGAGCACAGGCACCUCAGUGUGUUUGGGUGGAACAUACUUAAUACCAGGCUGUAAGCAUGGAAGGCAAGGCUCAGGCUCGGAAUAACAUACCAGGAAUGUGGCAUCGGCCUGACAUCCCAGUUUGGACAGGGAUCACGUCAUGCCAGAAUUUCUCAUGCUUGGCAUCUCUGUGCUUUAUGAAGUACCAGAACUGUGUGUUUUCCCCUAGACACAGAGGUUAUAAAACAGUCAGACUCCGUUUCCAUGGGAAACUCUUUGCCCAGUGCAUUCCCCAGAGGAUCCCUGUCAGAACGCGGACACCUGUUAGCAAGGACUGGACCGUCAGAACCUGGGUGUCUGCGAGAGCAGUGGACCUUUCCCUUGGUGGCAGUUUCACACCCUACCAGUGCCAGUGUGGGAAUGCAUAGUCCCACAGGAAUCCAUCUCUGCUGUGCUCGGGGUAACUGUGCCUGUGCUUCCCUCUAGGAGGACUUCCGGAAUAAAGUUGAAGAUUACAUUAAGCGCUACGCGAGAUGAUGAAGGGAGAAGGAUGGCAGGACCAUGGCUUCCACACUAGAGUUGUC